Messenger RNA from Nilaparvata lugens (brown planthopper), 5103 nucleotides. RefSeq lists its product as uncharacterized. Lineage: Eukaryota; Metazoa; Arthropoda; Insecta; Hemiptera; Delphacidae. The record is from RefSeq and is a predicted model, not a curated record. Bases 394 to 1764 code for a protein of 456 amino acids. The transcript is spliced from 6 exons.
AAGUGCAAUAUAUACAGGCAUCCUGAUGCUGUACACCUUCAAAUGUGAUGAGAAAUUUUCCAAUUAAAAUAUUAUUCCAAGUAUGAGUCAUACGUUUUUCAAUGAUAAUAAUAUUUGCAACAAAUUUAUUUGUAUCAAAUUGAUAAACUCGGUACUGGCUGCUUGUUUGAAUAGUGUUCUGUGCAAUUAUCGGAUGUGUGAUUUUGUUCGGUAGCCUUGACGGUGCAAUUACGAUCGCCUUGGCUUGACAUAUUUCAUUAUUAUUUUGGACCUCUUCAAGUGAUGCUUGGAUUGCUGAUCAUAGGACAACGAUUACAGUUAUGUUUCGGAUUUUCCCUCAGCUUCUAAAUACAGGUUGGCCAUCAGGAGCAGAGCAGUGGGGUGGGGGUGAGGAUGGGGGUUGGUGAGACGGGGCAGCCGGCCGUGUGGGACAUGGACAGCGAGGACAGCGAGUGUGACUGCCCCGGGCCACCCCAGCCGCCACCCUCCUUCCAUCUGCCGCCCCCGCCACGGCCGCCCUUCCUCCACGAGGUCGCCGACUGCUCGGAGGCUCCACUCUUCGAUCUGGAGACCUGCGACACCAUGCCUGUGAUAGAAGAGUACCAUAGCAGUCCAGUGAUACCGUCGUUGGCUGUGAUCGUAGUGUGCUCCAUUUUAUUGAUAGCUAUGCUUCUUCUCGUCACCGUCCUAGUCUGGAAACAUAAAAAGAAGAUGAGUUUUUUACCGUGCAAGUCGUCGCCCCAGAACCGGUGCGACGUAACUCACGGCAAUGGCGUCAUAUACGAAGACCUGACUAACAUCCGACCGAGAACGCUACCGCAGCCUUCCAUCGAGAUGCUGGAUGUCAAGUCUCGAGCAGUCUAUCCGAAUAACUGCAACUAUCCUGUGAUAAGCCAUUCUCCAGUGUUCAUUUGUCCUCCACCCCCUAGACAAGAGCAAUACUGCUCACAAGACUUGUACAACCCCGUCUACGAAGAACUAUCAAAUGGUUCUGGCGAGCGAGGGGAGUCUGACGCGGAGAGCGAAGGCCAUCAGGCGCGACUGAGCGAAGACGAGUUCGCGGAGGACGAGCUGAGUCUCGGCGAGGGAGGGGGGAUGCGAGGCGUGGGGGUUGUAGGGGUGCACUCAGGCACCAGCUCACUGCAGGGAUCGACCGGCAACGACCUCUGUCGCGACGUCGACUCGAGCGACGCCGACGACAGGAGUCGCUUCCUGGGCAGCCGCAACCUCAGUCUGCCGCCGGGACAGCGGGGGGCCAGGAGUCACCAGCGCAGUCAAAGGCCGCGCAGCCUGGACAGGAGGCAGGGCACGGGCGACAGGGACCGGCGGCGGGGCGGCACACAGUGGCGGGCCAAGCAGAUGCAGAUGCCGCCUCCACCCGAAUGUACAGGUGACUUCCACGAGGGACUGUUGUUGGACGCGCUGCUCCAGUUGUACCCUGGCGGCGGCACCCACAACGACCACCAUCGAAUGCCUUACAUCGUGCCCGUGCCUAGCAGUGCUCCGCCCCCGGGUCACACCAUCAACCCCUACGAGAGUGUGCCCGUGAUGCGAGGCCUGCCCUCCCGCCCCCACCUCCACGACAUGACCACCUUCAGACCACCGCCCCCACCACCCCCGGCGCCCGACUCGGACUCUGGCUACAGCCACAACACGUCCGGCGGCCGUACGGCCAGCAACCGUGGCUCCGGCACCCGCGAGCCUCACUCGCACCGCCUCCCCAACUCCACCUCCACUCACGCCUCCAGUCUCGUCCUUUCCUAGUACCGGUAGCAUCCAAACUCUCUCUCUUAUCACUCUCUCCGCAGUUAGUAGUAUUAUCACUCUCUUAUUGUAAACUUUACACAACUUGCUUGUGGAGGCAGUCUACCCAUCAGAAUGCAAAACGCACAUAUCUAAAUACUUUCUUGGUGCUUCGUAUUUUGUUCUCAUAAUGUGUUCACGUUGAGUCUUAAGUUGUGAACAGACUUCAGCGCCAACAACACGUCCAUCUCACUUUUCAUCAGCUUAUUAUAUUUGUACCUUAUUGUUUCUGUACAGAUACAGAUAUAAUCAGCUGAUGCUAUGCUUAUUAUAUCUUUACCUGUCACAUUCUGUACAGAUACAGAUAUAAUCAGCUGAUCAUAAAUGAAAUGCGCGUGUUCGUGGUGCUAAAGUCUGUACGCAGCAAUAGGUUUUCCUCAAGUUGUUCCUCACGAGACAACCAUAUAUUUCAGAAGCUCUAAACUAAACGCACAUUAUACACAUAGACACAUGUCUUUUCUGUAUGUAUUGUAUGAUUUUCUGACUUUUUGUCCCUAUUCUAUUCUCAUAAAAUAGGUAAUAGUAUAAUUAUUUGAUUGCUGGAGAGAAAUUUCAACAUUUGAAAUCUUUUCUCUUUUUGCUGGUUUGACUUGAGGUUUGUUCUUGGGUAAUGAGAGGGGUUGUGUUGAUGAAGAAUUUAUUUUCCCUUGGUUGACUCCAAGCACAUAUGAACACAUUCAGGGCAUAUCAAGAACAAGAACAUAAUGAUUAACGAUGUUUUCUUGCUGGGUUGAACACUUUCAAAAGUUAUGAUAGAAGAAUAACUUCCAAUAUAAUUUUAUUUCCCGUAUUUCUACUUCCAUUAUCCCUGUUGAGUGGAAUGACUCAAUAUUAUCAUGCUAGGUGCUACACAGAUGUAUAUUAUUUUUAUAGGUACUUUAAAAUAGAUUGUUUAUUGGAAAAUGAAUCUCAGGGAUGUAAUGUUAUUCUUUCAGUGCUUUCUUGAAAAAUUUUCUUAGAUUAGCUAUUGAGAUCGAUUAAUACUUGUUUUAUCUACAGUAAGCAAGUUGGAUUUUCUGAUCAAUAAAAUUACUUAUCUCAUCUGAAGAAUCAAUUCAUCAUGAAAACUGAAGAUCUGCCUCUCUAAAGUUUACAACAAGAAAGAUCGUUUGCUUCUCAAGUUUUUUUGAGCUGGGAAGAUUGAACUAUAUUAAUUAUUGAUAAAAAUAAAAGUCUGAUAAUUUUUAUACUAUAAGAUGAGGCCAACCAUUGUACAUGAAUAUAUUUACAUGAGUAUAUUUCAACGUGCCUGACUCGAAUUGAAUAUUCUCCUGAGUUAUAGGUUUUAUAUGAACGCAGCAAUAAUAAUUCAUUUAUGCCUCUUUCAGAAUAAUUACUCAAUGAUUAUUCAAUUCCUCAAAAUCGUUUUGAGAAAUGUUAAUGGUUAUCAGUGUAACACUGUCUCUUUUUGUUAUUUCACUCGAAAUCAAAAUAUUAUUGUUGAAAAUAAUUAUUGCUGCUGGCAUUUGAAAUGUAGUUAGUGGCGAUCGUCAAUUUAAUUGAAUUUCUUAUUUCUUGAAGGGGAGUCGGAAGGGCCUAUACCACCAAUGUUAAAUUGGCCAACUUCAUUGUAACUUUUUGAGAUUUCCACUGGAGAUAUACUGACAAUUUUUUUUAAAUGAAAGAAUGCAUCUUUAUCUUCAAUCUGAUUGAAGAAAAUGUAAAUGAUUCUCUGAGAAUUUAUUCUGAGAAAAAAUUAUUUUAGAGUAAAUUCCUUCCAUCAGAUUGAAGAUAAAGAUGCAUUCUUUCAUUUAAAAAAAAAUUGUCAGUCCAUCUCCAGUGGAAAUUUCAAAAAGUUACAUUGAAGUUGGCCAAUUUAACAUUGGUGGUAUAGGCCCUUCCGUGGUAUAGGCCCUUCCUACUCCCCUAACCACUUGAGGAUUCCAUUGGUUCGUGUUUUAAACGAACACAUCAUCAAGGUGAAUAAUUAUAGACAUACAAACUUGAUAUUAUCAAUAGUCCACAUGAAAAAUUAAUCUCUUAUCAAAAAAGUAUUGUUGACUAAGUUUUAUAAUCAAACUAUUGAAAAAAAAUUGAAAUAAUAUCAAUGAGACAGUGCUACUUGGGAAAGAUAACUAGGCCCUAUAAUUUACUAACAAUUUAUAUAUUCAUUUUAUUUUCAUUAAAAGCAUUUGUUACAUGAAUUAUCACAUUAAAUGCUGCUUUCAAUUGAUUUGAUAGCCACGGAUAAUAAAUAAAUGAUAAAGGAGAACACACAUAUAUGAGAUGAUAGCUUAUAUUUUAUAUAGAAAUAUGCUAGGAUUUGAAAGGAAGAGAGAGUGAUAGAAGAGAGAAAGGAAAUAAAGGAUUUUCCUGUGAUCUAGGCUAUUUUACAAUUAUUUAAACGUGCAAGAGACAAUUUUAGAAUACCAUUUUAUUAUUUAAUGUAAAUUACUUGUAUUAUAUAAUUUUAAUGUAAGUUGAUAAACUAUACAAUAUUAUAGUCUAUUAGCGCUGCACAUAUUGAAUACUAUAGAUUGAAAAGUGAUAUUACUAUUAAAUAAGCACAAUGAAAUGACAGGAAAUCUCCGAGAAGAAUAUAAAAUCUUACAUCACUAUUCAUAGUAAGUUAUGUGUAGCAUUUUCUGAGCUAUACUAAAGAGACUGAUAAUUUUUCUAACCUACUAGAAACCAUUUCUCUUAUAGAUCAAUUACCUUGCUGUUAUAUUCCUCUUCUAUGAAAUUAAUUGAAUACGCUAAUUUCUUCCAGCUAUCAUCUAUCAUCAUCUAUCGAACCGAACAUUUGUGUAACAACGAUAUCAACCAUUUGUAGAACUCAUGAUAAUUUGGAAUGUCCACAUUUAUCCUAAAAUUCUAGAUGAUAUUAUACAAUAAUAAUGGUAACAUUCCAAAUAUAUUUUUCUGAUGUCACUAUCAACAUUUAAAUAGCCUUUACCUUCUUAUAAUUCGUAUUCCUCAUAUUUUAUACAUGAAAAGUGAUUCUGGUAGAACUGAUUAAAUUCUUAUAUCUAGAAGAUUUUCAAUAGAAGGAGAUGAAGGAAUGCAACUUAGUUGACUAACCACCUUCAAAAUGUUGUCAUUUCAUGCAUUGUGAAUUUUUAAUAAACUGUACAUGUGCUACAGAUUGCCUAAGAUGUAAUGUAGUGUAAAUAUUAAUUUAGAUUUUCCUAUAGUGUAAAUACUGAUGAAUUAUGUAUGAAUAUUGCAAAGAUUUUGUGCUAGUCCUAAUAUUGUGAGUGUAUAUUUCAAGGAAAAUUUUUAUUGAGUUUAGAAAAUAUGUGUUUUUCUAGGUAAAUUAUUCUGACACCAUAAUCAUUGAAUUAAAUUUCUUACCUUAAA